Aphis gossypii (cotton aphid) is the source of this 2618-nucleotide messenger RNA. RefSeq lists its product as uncharacterized. NCBI's taxonomy places the organism in Eukaryota, Metazoa, Arthropoda, Insecta, Hemiptera, Aphididae. The transcript has 11 exons. The record is from RefSeq and is a predicted model, not a curated record. The coding region runs from base 303 to 2291 and encodes 662 amino acids.
AAAUCAUAUUUUCAGAAAUACUAAAUUUAAAUUCACGGAUUAAUAUUUAUAUAAUAUACAGUAUAAUACUAUAUUCUAUAAUAAUAUUACAAAAAAAAAAAAAAAAUAGACUAAAACUAAGCCUGCAAGAAAUAUGAAUAUUUUAUACUUGAAGUCGUGUGUAACAGAAUAAAUUGAAUUUAGUUUAAUAUAUCUAGUCUGUGAAAGAUGAAAUGAUACAAUACAUAACUACAGUCUUAUGAAAUAAAUAAAAAUUAAAUAGGUAGGCAUUGAAGUAAAGUAUAAUUAAAAUUUUCAAAAUAAUGUCUCGAAACCAAAUAUCUAUACAUCCAGUUAAUGGACAUCAAGAGAAAGGAGCUAAGAACAUUUUGGCUCACCUGCCGCAUUAUUGUUUACCAGGCUUAAAUACAUAUUUGCUGAGUAAUAUCAAAAACAGCAAUGAAGCUAUUCAAUUUUAUUCUGUACCUGAUCGUUUCAACCUACCAGUACCAUGUAUUACAUUGACAAAUAUCGAACCAAAAAUUAAUGCAGUUUUGGAUAUGAUUAAUUUAAAAUCUCAAUGGAAACGUGAAAAUGAAAAAUUACUAGAAUUAUGCCAAAAAAAAUUAAGUUUAGAUACUUUGAAUUCUGUAAAAACAACUUUAAAUUCAAAAAAACCAACUAUGUAUUCAAAAAUUCCACAUGUUUUAACUCGUUUUACUUCAAAUUUGAUGACAAAUCCUGAUCAAUAUUUUGAUUCUGAAUAUAAUUGGUAUUUUGGCAAUACUAUUGAAAAAUUUCAAAUUAAUGGACAAUGGGUAUUAGCUUGUGCUAGAGGAGUAAACCUCGAUAUUUUAGAUAUUAUAUCAAUUUGUGAUAAUAAAUUUGAAUUAAUUCAAAGUAAGAACGAUAAACUUUUUAGAAAUCCAAUAUUCGACAUAAAAUCUUCAAUUUUAAACGAUUUAAUGAUUCGCCAAAAAACCAAAUUAUUUAUGUUUUGUAAUAAUUCUGAUUCAGAACCUAUUUUAAAAAACUAUUCAGUUUAUGAUAACUGUGAUAUACCGUUUGCUGAUGCUGAUAUGAUGGCUAAUAAUUUUUGUACUGCCGAUGUAAAACAUUUUAUUAAAUUAUGGAAAGAUGGAAAUUGUGUUCAAAACAAGUAUUUUGAUGCGAUGUAUGAUCAAACUGAUUCUUUUAUACAUUUAAAUUAUUUACAAAAUAAAAACAAUUUAAUUGGUGUUAUCGAUAGACAAAAAUUCUACUUAUUAGAUACUCGGAUUGAUAUUUCUAAACCUUGCUCUAUUUAUGAUCCAACUACUUUUAUAGAAUCAUGCGAAGAAUUAACAACAUUAAGUAGCAGUUGUUUAAAUAGUGAUAGUAUUUAUGUAACUUCCAACCAUUCUGUUUUAACAUUUGAUAAUAGAAUGGGAUUUGUAAAUAAAUCAUAUCACAUGCUCUCAAAUCCUCCAUCUCUAAUUAAUGUACAUCGUUAUGAAAAGAACUUUGAUUCAUGUGAAAUGUUGAUUUUGGGAAAUCAAACGAGUGAAAGCCUUAUUUCUUUACCUUACACUUCAUAUCCAGAUAACAUUCUAUUGUGUCAGAGUAUUGCAUCAUCAAUUCCAAAUCCAUUACAAUCAUUACAUAAUGUUCAACUUCAAGGGUAUUGCUUAAAUCCAUUAUUAUUUGAUAGAUUUUCACGGUGUUUAACUGGUACUACUGUUAUCGGUGAACAUAUUAAAGAUUUAAAACUAUACAGUAUUAAUUCUGCUGGAGAUUUAUUUGUUCAAAAAUUAAAUGAUAGUACUCCAAUAGACGUGACUGAGUUUAAUAAAAAUAUUACCAUAAAACCUCAAACUAUUCCAAAGCUAAAUUAUUCAUGUAUAUUUGAUAUGAGUAAUCUUUGGAAAUUAGAACCAUCAGACAUACACAAAGAAAUCAAUAUUAAAAAGAAUAAUUUUUGGAAUAUGUCAAAAGAAAAGAUGUUAUCAUAUGUAGACCAUCUAGCUCCAAUAAUAUUAUCCCCGUGGGAUAUAGAUGACUUAUCUGAAUGGGAAAAUGAAGAUGAGAAUGCUGAUGUUAAUGAUGAUUCUGACUGUGACUAUGCGACUAAAGUGAACUUUUGGUUUAAUAAAAAUGAUACAUUGUUGGGGUCAGCAGAAUCAAAAGUAUCAAAUUCAGAGCCAAUCAAUGAUAAUCCACCAACUAAUAUUUUAUCUCAAGCUACUACUUCAAAAACUGUUCCAUCAUCAGAAAAUGAUGAUGAUUCUAGUUCAGGGUUUACAGUUUCUUUAAAAUCUGAAGACAGUCAAUAACCAUCUUACGUAUUAUGUUUUUAUAUUUUAAUCAGUAAUGUAAUAUUUAAACUAUAUAAUUAUACAUUAAAAAUAAUAGCCAAUUUAAUUUAUUUAAUGAAGGUAUAUGUAAUGCAUUUAAAUUUUUAUCAAUUUUCGAUUAAAAUUAGAAACUAAAAAUAUUCUAAAAAAAAGUUUUGAAAAGUAUCCUAACGUGUAUUAUAACAUGUAAUUUUUAAAUACUUUUAUGUAUGUGUAAAAAAUCAUACUUACAUUUUAUUAAUUGAUUAAAAUAUUGAAUUUUUGUAUUAUUAUUGUUGUAAAAAUAAUAAUCAGAUAACUGUUGUA